AAUCUAAAACAUUCUUUCUUGCACUAAAGAGAGCAGCUGCAGACAACUAAAGGUUUAGGUGCUGAAUUCUCUCUCUUUCUCUCUCUCUCUAUUCCUCUUUGUGAAGUCAUCAUCCUGCUUUUCUCUCUUCACUUUUCUUCUUCGUCUUCCUCCUUUCCUGAUCUUCGGAUUUAAUGGAUGCUGCUAAAUGGUCACAGCAGGGUUUUCAAGAUCAUACUAGUUUGGUGAAGCCUAUGGAGGAGAUGGUUUCUAAUACAUGCAAUAGGCCAACGUUAGAGAAAAAGGCAAGGCCACCGGAGCAGUUGAAUUGCCCCAGGUGUAACUCAACCAAUACUAAGUUCUGUUACUACAACAACUACAGUCUCACGCAGCCAAGAUACUUCUGCAAGACAUGUAGAAGGUACUGGACGGAAGGUGGAUCUCUCCGGAACGUUCCCGUUGGAGGAGGUUCGAGGAAGAACAAGAGAUCUUCAACACCUUCAUCAUCUUCAACCAAAGUCCCAGAUCUAAACCCACAGUUUUCUUCUCAAAACCCUAAGAAUAUUAUCCAUAAAGGCCAAGAUCUUAACUUGGCUUUCCCAGCUAUGCAGGAGGGUAGCCAUGGUCAUUUAUCUCAUCAGUUUCUUCAAGUCCCCAAGAUUGAGAGUAACCUCCCAAAUUCAUCUUCCUCUUCUUCUUCAUCAUCCUAUAGUUCAGCUUUUGAACUGCUCAGGACUAGUGGGAUGGUGUCUGGGGGAUUGAAUUCCUUUGUUCCUGGACCAUUACCUGAUUCAAAUACUCUUUUUUCAUCUGGGUUUACCAUGCAAGACUAUAAACCAACACUUGGUUUUUCAAUUGAUGGGUUUGGAAGUAGGGGCGGGAUCCAAGAGAAUGGAGGGAGAGUUUUCUUUCCUUUUGGAGAAAUGAAGAGCACGAGUGAAGCAGAUCAAAGUAAGGGACAAGGAAAUUCAGGUGGGUAUUGGAAUAAUGGGGCAUUAGGUGGAGGAGGAUCAUGGCAAUGAGGGACAGGAAACAGAAGAGAUGGACGGAUUGGAGAUUUGAAGAGCUAGCAAGUGUGCCCUUUUUCUUCUUUUUAAUAUCUUGGUUGUUCUUUUAGUCUUUUCACAGCUUGAUUGCUUGUUUAAAGUUGUUUAGAAGAACUAACAGAUAGGAUACUUAAUACUUCUGCUUUUACUUGCUUUAUUGAUCUUCUUCUCUCCUCAAUUAUUGCUGGUGUGUGUGGAUAGAAGAAAAUGUGAAUAGGGCAUAUUGACCUUGUAUUCAUGUAUUCUUCUAUCAAAAUUAAGUCUUCUUCAAUGUUGUAUGUUAAUCUGGAGAACAGUUUGCUUUAAGUAUUAAUUGCAGAAAAAACCUGAGAAAUAUAGGUUUGUAUCUAAA
Molecule: messenger RNA, 1377 nt
Organism: Rubroshorea leprosula
Lineage: Eukaryota; Viridiplantae; Streptophyta; Magnoliopsida; Malvales; Dipterocarpaceae
Source: the annotation of a GenBank genome assembly